CCUCUUGUGGCUGAUUUGUGAAGUUGACAUUGACAGUGCAGCACCAGACUCACGACUCCGGUCAGCACUGUUGUGUUUGCGGGUUUUACAAUGCUCAGAUCAUGCUGGAUUCGGUCACUGUCAUCUGCUACUAUACCCACAAACUACAGUCUAUUCACUGGAGCUUUCUUUAAAAAGGACCCAACUCCGAGUCUCACUGUUUCUGUAAGGCGGGACUGUGGACACACACCUACACACACUGACAGCUACCAUAGACCUCUACCCUGCACUGCGUCCCAGGACAGCUUCAGGAUUUGUGGAGCAGCCCGUUUCAGUAUGGCAUCCGGGAGCGACGGACAAGAGAGUUUACGCCGGCCAAAACACCAAAAUCGCCUGAGCAAUGAGAAAUCCCCGUACCUACAGCAGCAUGCCCACAACCCUGUAGACUGGUUUCCCUGGGGUCAAGAGGCCUUCGACAAAGCAAAAAGUGAAGAUAAACCCAUUUUUUUGUCAGUGGGCUACUCGACUUGUCAUUGGUGUCACGUCAUGGAGAGAGAGUCGUUCGAGGAUGAGGAGAUUGGCAAGAUCCUCAGUGACAAUUUUGUCUGCAUAAAGGUUGACAGGGAGGAGAGACCUGAUGUUGACAAAGUCUACAUGACAUUUGUGCAGGCAACUAGUGGAGGUGGUGGCUGGCCAAUGAGUGUUUGGCUUACUCCAGCUCUGAGACCAUUUAUUGGGGGCACGUACUUCCCUCCAAGAGACCUGGGGAGGAGACCUGGGUUUAAAACCGUGCUUUUGCGUAUUAUGGAGCAGUGGCAGAACAACAGAGAGGCGAUUGAGUCCAGUGGGGAACGGGUGAUGGACGCUCUGCGGAAGGCCACAGCCAUUUCUGCUCACCCAGAAGAAACUCUUCCCCCUGCUGUAGAUGUGGCUCACAGAUGUUUCCAACAGCUGGCUCACUCAUAUGAGGAGGAGUAUGGAGGAUUCAGUGACACACCCAAGUUCCCCACUCCAGUGAACCUGAUGUUCCUGAUGGCAUACUGGUCUGUAAAUGGUGCCUCCUCGGAGGGAGCAGAGGCACUGCAGAUGGCUCUCCACACCCUCCGAAUGAUGGCUUUAGGGGGAAUUCAUGACCAUGUGGCUCAGGGUUUUCACAGGUACUCUACAGAUUCGUCUUGGCACGUGCCUCACUUUGAGAAGAUGCUGUAUGAUCAGGCCCAGCUGGCAGUGGCCUACAUCACUGCAUAUCAGGUGUCCGGCGAGCGCUUAUUCGCAGAUGUGUCCCGCGAUGUGUUGCACUACGUCUCCAGAGACCUUAGCCACCAGUCUGGUGGAUUCUACAGCGCUGAGGAUGCAGACUCUCUGCCCACGGCUGAGUCCAGCGAGAAGAGGGAGGGAGCGUUCUGUGUGUGGACAGCUGCGGAGAUCAGGGGGCUGCUCUCAAACACAGUGGAGGAGGCCACUGGGGGUGCAACACAAGCGGACAUCUUUAUGCAUCAUUACGGUGUUAAAGACCAAGGCAACGUACAGCCAGAGCAGGAUCCACACGGAGAGCUGCAGGGUCAGAAUGUGCUGAUCGUGCGUUAUUCAGUGGAGCUCACUGCUGCACACUUUGGCCUGAGUGUGAGCAAGCUGACUGAAGUGCUGGCCAGUGCCAGGGCCAAACUGGCCGAUGUGCGCAGAACACGGCCUCCACCUCACCUAGACACUAAGAUAUUGGCCUCAUGGAAUGGGCUGAUGCUGUCAGGAUUUGCCCGUGUGGGGGCAGUAUUAGGAGACCAGACUCUGCUUCAGAGAGCAGAACAGACUGCACAGUUUCUCCGGAAGCACCUGUGGGAUGAAGAGGGACAGCACAUGCUGCACUCGUGUUACCGAGGCGACAACAUGGACCUCGAGCAAAAUGCCUCACCCAUUGCUGGGUUCCUGGAUGACUAUGCUUUUGUGGUGAGUGGUCUCCUGGACUUGUUUGAAGCUACACACACGGUUCAGUGGCUUCAGUGGGCUGAGGAGCUACAACACAGGCAGGACCAGCUCUUCUGGGAUGCCCAGGGAAGUGGCUACUUUAGUAGUGACCCUUCAGACCACACCAUACUGCUGUCUCUCAAACAGGAUCAGGAUGGUGCAGAACCCAGUGCAAACUCCAUCUCUGCAAUGAACCUGCUGCGCCUCUCCCACCUGACAGGCAAACAAGAGUGGAUGCAGCGCUCUCAGCAACUGCUGACCGCCUUCUCUGAUAGGCUAUUGAAGGUGCCAAUUGCCCUGCCCGACAUGGUCCGUGGCCUCAUGGCACAUCACUACACGUUUAAACAGAUAAUCAUCUGUGGCCAGCCUGAUGCAGAGGACACAGCCAGUCUCAUUGCCUGUGUCAACUCCCUCUUUCUUCCCUAUAAAGUUCUGAUACUGGCAGAUGGUAAUACAGAAGGUUUCCUCUACCAGAAGCUGCCUGUCCUCUCCUCAUUGAUUCAGCAAGAGGGUAAAGCCACAGCCUACGUGUGCCGGGACUUCACCUGUGCCUUGCCUGUCACAUGCCCACAGGAGCUCAGGAGACUCCUGCUAGAGUAAUGACUGAUCGUGCUAAAGUGGCAUUAUAGGUUUUCAGGGAAAGGGAAUAGAUGCAGUUUGGUGGAGACAGUCACAUUUUUUUUUCCAUGUGUGUCAUAAGGACACUGGUCAAGAAACAGUGGUGAAAUACUGAGAUUAUAAUGGGAAUAUGUGUUCAUUAGAAAAACUGCUCUGUAUUGCCUUCUCACAAUUAAACAUACCCUAUACCCAAA
Messenger RNA from Pangasianodon hypophthalmus (striped catfish), 2753 nucleotides. It is a transcript of the gene spata20, whose product is annotated as spermatogenesis associated 20. Lineage: Eukaryota; Metazoa; Chordata; Actinopteri; Siluriformes; Pangasiidae. The record is from RefSeq and is a predicted model, not a curated record. The transcript has 16 exons. Gene Ontology annotation, biological process: carbohydrate metabolic process. Bases 91 to 2541 code for a protein of 816 amino acids.